CCGGAGAAUAUUUCAUUAAGUGCAUGCGCUCUGCUGACCAGUGCAUUGAUUUUUCUUUCCCAUGCCACUAUCUUUUCCACCUCGUCAGAACACCGGCCGCUCCCAUUUGCUUACCGCCCAGGUAGUCCGAGCCGUCAUGACACUUUCGUAUCCAAUCACCCUCUGGCGACGAUGUUUUCGAUACGGCAGAUAUUCACUGAAAUCAGGCGAGCCUACAAUGGACUGAAGGUCCUCCUGGACGGCUGCAACUUGGCGGGGACGCUCAUCACCCUUUCAAUGAUUGUGACGGCCAUCAGCGUCGUGCCCUUGACCAUUCUCGCCUGCAUCACCGGUUUCCUGGCCUGGGGCUUCAUCCUCGUCCGCACCGCCUUCAUCUCCGUCCAGGCCUCCGUCCUGGCCAUCUUCGACUUCUUCUUCAUCGAGCACAAGCCCAGCUACCCCCGGCUCGGCAGUGUCAACCACGGACGCCCGCCUACCUACGAGGAGUGGUGCGCCAUUGUCGAUACGGGCCCCUACCACCCGAAUCCGCCGUUUCCGAGGUUGCCGGAAUACAUGAUGCCCAGCGACAGCAGCGACGACGUGAAACCACCCAAGCCGAGCAGCUCGUUCCUUCAGGCCCCGGAUGAAUCGCCCACGAGGCGCCGCAAGAGCACCGGCGCCAUCACAACCCCCCACCUCCACAGUCGUUCGGGCCAGCCUCCGGACAUUGAGGAGACCACAGAGGUCAAGUUCGACGAGUGGAUUGAGGUUAAAGAUUACGGUUUUCCGGUGUCGCCCGAGGACUCGGUGUUUGAUGAGAAUGGAGAGUUCAGGGAUCUUGGACUUUAUGGGAGCGCAUGGGAUCUGUUGUGGUCGGCUUAUAAUCGCGGAACCGAUCGAUAUACCGCCUGGUGGGAAGUGCCGUCCCGUACAGCAGGAGGAUCGCCACGUAGAGCAAGGAAGAAAAAGCGUGGUACUGGUCACACUGCUAAAAAUGGUCAUAUUACUAAACACGCUUGAUUUUGGAACAUACUCUAGUAAUUUUAGAUGGUAGACCUUCCGGGUCAUUGGAAAUUCAUAAUGAGCUGAUUCAAUCUGGCUAGGAGGCACCAAGGACUGUGACUUGGCCUUGUGAGUCGUGG
Parathielavia appendiculata is the source of this 1121-nucleotide messenger RNA. RefSeq lists its product as uncharacterized. Lineage: Eukaryota; Fungi; Ascomycota; Sordariomycetes; Sordariales; Chaetomiaceae. The coding region runs from base 277 to 999 and encodes 240 amino acids. The transcript has a single exon. The record is from RefSeq and is a predicted model, not a curated record.